This is a messenger RNA of Cuscuta epithymum, 2603 nucleotides long. The record is from the annotation of a GenBank genome assembly. Lineage: Eukaryota; Viridiplantae; Streptophyta; Magnoliopsida; Solanales; Convolvulaceae.
CUUCACGAAACCAAAAGCCACUUUUUUUGUACGUCCGAUCUAGAUUGCUCAUUUUCUAUCCAGAUCUCAUCUCUAGUUUUGAGGAUAAAAUAUGGCUUUGAUCUGCUUUAGGUCUCCGGUGUCUUCCCCGAAGAAAGCUUCGACUCCAGUUGUAUGCCCGGCUGCUACGCCGUCUUCUUCAUAUGCGACACCUCCCUCCGCAACUCCUCCUACUCUGUCCCCUCCAGUCACCACAAUCCAGUGAUCACUCCUCCGUCCCUGCUGCUCCCACCAACUCUCACCCAAAAAUCCACCCACCGGUGUAGCUUCUCCUACUCUUAGGUUUGCCGCCUCUAUUCCGCCAGAGUCGUAUUUCUGAGCCAACCACAAAACACAUUCACCGCCUGAUCAUAGUGAAGCCUUCUGAUCUACAGCGCCGAACACAGAAGAACUCAAACUGGUCAGUUCAUCAAGUGGUGUUGUACACCAACAACGACUGCGAAAAAUCAUACAUCUAUUUCAACAGUGAUGAAGGUGUGACUUGCCGCCCCUAUUGCUGGAGUUCGCGGCUGCCAUCACCGGACUGCCCCACCACUAACGGAUUGCCUUGUGCAAGAGAAUUAAGAGCAUCUUUAUUUCUGGAAAGGCCAUUUUCUCAUGACUAUUUCUUCCUACUAUAAACAAUACACAAAACAAAACUCACAGUAUAUUGGCUGAUUUAGCGGAAAACUACACUGAACACUUUCUUGCUUUCGUCAAUGGAAAUUCAUAAGUGUUCACCCCAUGACACUGACCUUGCUGAUGCUGAUAUUUCAUUAAAGCUGGAACUUCCAGAAAAUGACAUCUGGUUCAAGAAAAAGAUGAAACUACUUCAGGACAUAGGUUCUAAUCCAUUGGGACUGAUGCCCCUACAAGUCUCUGCUAAUGCUGAUCAGAUAAAAAGCAAUUUGAAUUCGAUGCUUCAACAAGCUAGAAUCAUAAAUCUAGACGAGCUAGAACUUUAUUUUGGUGGAGAUGAAGCCAAUAAUUUUGUUGGUUUCUAUAGUCCAAGGAAUGAACUAAAAGCACUGCAAUCAGUCCUUUCAGCCACUGAUGAGGCACUGCUCAGCAGCAGAAAUGCUAAUGCAACUGUAUUACAAGAGCUACGGAAAGCAACUGUUGAUGUGAUAUCUGAGUGCUCAAAUAGAAUUAGAGAGGACACUAAAAUUUGCUCAGGGUGUAGAAUAGAAAGGGAGAACUCUUUGUUGCAGUGGGGUGAAAGGAAUGGUGUGAUGUCAAAUUUGAGGAUAGCUUGUGUCGAAGGAGCGGGAAGAGGCGCCAUAGCAACUCAAGACCUGAACGUUGGAGACAUUGCACUAGAGGUCCCCAUAUCUGUUAUCAUAUCUGAGAGCAUUGUGCAUGAAUCUGACAUGUAUUCUAUUCUUAAAGGAGUAGAUGGGAUGUCCUCAGAAACAAUGCUGUUAUUGUGGAGCAUGAAGGAGAAGCACAACCACGACUCAAAAUAUAAGUUAUAUUUUGAUACACUGCCUGAGUCAUUCAAGACAGGUUUGAGUUUUGGGGUUGAAGCUCUCAUGACAUUAGAUGGAACCUUACUAUUAGAGGAAAUAGUGCAAGCAAAAGAGCAUUUACGGUUACAAUAUGAUGAGUUGUUCCCGGCACUCAGCAAUGAUCACCCUGGUACAUUUCCUCCAAAGCUUUACACCUGGGAGCAGUUCCUAUGGGCUUGUGAACUUUGGUACUCCAACAGCAUGAAGAUAAUGUUUAGCGAUGGAAAUCUAAGAAUGUGCUUGAUUCCUAUUGCUGGAUUUCUGAAUCAUUCGACGUUUGCACACGUUGUGAACUAUGGAAAAGUUGAUUCUGUGACGAAUACCUUGAGGUUUCCUUUAUCAAGACCAUGCAGCAAAGGAGAACAAUGUUUCUUAAGCUAUGGGAACUUAUCCAGUUCUCAUCUACUUACUUUCUAUGGUUUCUUGCCACGGCUAGAAAAUCCAUAUGAUGUUAUCCCACUAGGUUUUGAGGAGGGGGGAUUUACCCCUGGCUGGACAUCGCACAUGGUGAGGGGUACAUGGUUCUCAAAAAACCAUGGAAUCUUCCACUAUGGAUUGCCAUUUCCUUUAUUAGAUCAUAUGCGUAGAGCUCAGUGUGCUUCAUUAAAAACAAUAGCCCUGACACCUGAAAACUUGGAAAUUGAACUAGAAAUACUUGGAGAUCUUUGCUUGACCUUUGAAGCAAUGAUGGAAUCACUUGGGGAUGCUGAUAUCGAUGAGCAGGUUAACGCAGGGUGGGAUAUAAAGCUUGCGGUUGAAUUUAAAGACCUACAACGAAGAAUUGUUUCAUCCGUUGUAAAAUCAUGCAAAGCUGGUUGUGAGUUGCUAGAAUGCGAACUACAAAAAUGUAUUUCGUAACAUUGAGGUUAAGCUACUGAAUACGAUUUUGCCCCCCCACCCUAAUCCGAGGGACAUCAUGGAGAAUAAGAGUGAUCAAUUAUUUUAGACCAUGAUGAAGCAUGAAUGGAAAAUAAUUUAUUUGAUACAUUUGUUCUGACCUAGUCAGCCAAAGAUCUUUUACUCAGAACUAUUACUUUCUUGCUUGACUUUUGCUGCUCGGAUUCAACUCGCACUUUG